Messenger RNA from Knipowitschia caucasica, 339 nucleotides. NCBI's taxonomy places the organism in Eukaryota, Metazoa, Chordata, Actinopteri, Gobiiformes, Gobiidae. The record is from the annotation of a GenBank genome assembly.
AUGUGGGGCGAGGGGCGAGAGGAGCGGGGCCCUAUCAGGGGAUUUGAGACGGGCGGAAAGAAGAACAACAACCCCGCAUACCCAGAUUACACUCCGUCCAUUUUCCCGCAAGCAGUGCUGAAGGAAUUGACUAAGAGUACCACACUUGAUCGCUUCAAGAGAGCACAGAAAAGAAAAGCACCAUCCACUACUCUAGUAUCACGAAAGGAAAGGAAGCACGAGGGAACCACCCGCCUUAGCCAACAGCACGUCAACGCUAACAUGAGCGACAAUGAUGAUCGAUGUGCACUGAUAUGCAGAGGUCCACAUCAGCUCUGUUUACACACUUUCACAGAUUAG